Prinia subflava (tawny-flanked prinia) is the source of this 2991-nucleotide messenger RNA. RefSeq names its product origin recognition complex subunit 1 (gene ORC1). The record is from RefSeq and is a predicted model, not a curated record. Gene Ontology annotation, biological process: DNA replication initiation; mitotic DNA replication checkpoint signaling. NCBI's taxonomy places the organism in Eukaryota, Metazoa, Chordata, Aves, Passeriformes, Cisticolidae. Gene Ontology annotation, cellular component: nuclear origin of replication recognition complex. Gene Ontology annotation, molecular function: DNA replication origin binding; ATP binding; chromatin binding. Bases 166 to 2847 code for a protein of 893 amino acids. The transcript is spliced from 16 exons.
GGCUCGGUGUCCCCGGGGCAGGAGCCGGCCCCGCCAUGGCCGUGAGGGCCGGGGAAUGGAAAAGGAUUGAAGAACAAGUCACUACUAAGGAUCUUCCUUUCUUCCUCAUCCCUCGGGGAGAGGCUCUGGGGAAGGUGCACUUCUCAGUGUCAACCAUCGCUCUUCAUGCACGCUGAACGAAUUGAUACAAGUUCUAUGUAUCUUCCCACCUUUCCUUUUUUUGGGUUUUCAAUAAUAAUCAGAAAAUGUUUGUUUAUUUGUUUUAGCUUUUCCUUGGGAAUCAUGAACACCCGGCAGCAAAGCAAACUUAUUUACUCCUGGUAUGGAAAACCCUUGAGUUCAGACAGAAAGCUGAGAACUUCCCAGUACAAGGGGAUCCUUAUUACCUCAGAAAGCACCAAAACAGAAACCUGUAUACAGCUUGGUGACUUUAUUUUAGUGGAAGGGGUGAAUGCAGAUCAGCCUUAUGUGGCACAGCUCUUGGAUUUAUAUGAAGAUGGUGCUCAGCACAAACGUGCAGUUGUGCAGUGGUUCUGUCGUUUGGGGGAGAUACCUCAGAACAAACGGAAGCUGCUGAAAAGAGAGAUUUCUGCCCAGGAGGUGUUUUUUGAUCAGAUUCUAGGCUAUGACACCGAUAUAGCUGCAGAGACCAUCAUUAAAAGCAUCAUGGUCUUACCACUACAUCUGGGUGAGGAGCUGCCAAUGAUUACAUUAAACAAGGAACAAACUUUCUAUGUCAAACAGUCUUGGGAUGGGAAGUGCUUUAAGGUUUUGUCCCCGGACACAUUCUCUAAGCUGAAAGAAGCUAACAAGAAAAGAGCUGUCAUCACAAACUCUUCAAAAGCAUUUAUUCCUCCAGACACCCUUACACCUGUGAAAAAAGAGACAGAGAAUGUUCUUUGGAGUGCCACAAAACCAAAAAAUGUUGAUACAGAAAUAGAAUCCAAACAUUCGGCUUCCAAGUCCUCCCUUGCUAAGGAGAGGCAUUCUCAAAGGGUGGCUAAUAAUGACAUCAAAACCCCAACAGCAAGGAAGAAGCUGGAGUUAAGCAGCCCCACAAGAUCCAAAGGGAGGCUGCUGGGAUGUGAAGUUUUGGGGCUGUUGGAUGACGACUGUGAUGCUGUAGCACCAUCAGAACCAUCAGCCACUAAAAGAAAAGUGAAAUUCAGUGAUAUUUUAGGCUCCCCACCAAAGAUCCCCUGCAUCAAUGACAAGUCCAAGUCCACAUCUGAGACUGCAGAGCACCAUCAGAGGUUUAGUGACAUCCAACUGACCCCCUACACUAAGGUCAAAGAUUUCGGUGAAAAGGACAAGAAUCUUCAUGAGAACGGCGACAUUUUAUCUCCCGUUGGGUAUCAGACACGGAGCAUCCUCAGCCCUGUGCUGACCCCUCGUUCUCGCAGAACGUGUGCACAGAAAACCAGUGCCCUCAUUGCAGAGCAGAUCAGCAUGUUGGGCCAGGAAGAUUUUCUGUCUGACUCUGACAGUUCCUACUCUUCAAGUAGCGAGGAAGAGGAGGAAGAGGAGGAUGUACCCUGUACACCAGAAAAGAAAACUAAAUCCAGCAGGAUACUCAGCACCCCAAAAUCUUCAAGGAAGUCAGCAGUUCAUACUCCUGCAAAGACACCGAAGAAAACUCCUGUGCAAGGAACACCCAGAACACCCCGGAAUGCAACUCCAGAGAUCCCCAGGCGCAGCCAGGCAGCCCAGGAGCCAGCCAGUGCACUGGAAGAAGCCAGACUAAGGCUGCAUGUUUCUGCUGUCCCAGAAUCUCUGCCUUGCCGUGAGGAAGAAUUCCAGGAUAUCUAUAACUUUGUGGAAAGCAAACUUAUUGAUGGUACAGGAGGGUGCAUGUACAUUUCUGGAGUGCCUGGAACAGGCAAAACUGCAACUGUUCAUGAGGUGAUUCGGUGCCUCCAGCAAGCUGCAGAAAAUGAUGAACUGCCACCAUUCCAGUUUGUGGAGAUCAAUGGCAUGAAGCUGACAGACCCCCACCAAGCCUAUGUGCAGAUAUUAGAGUUUUUGACAGGCCAGAAGGUGACAGCAACCCAUGCUGCAGCACUGCUGGCAAAGCUGUUCAGUACACCUGGGCCAAAGAGGAAGACCACGGUGCUGAUAGUGGAUGAGCUGGAUCUGCUGUGGACGCGGAAGCAGAACGUGAUGUACAACCUGUUCGACUGGCCCACCCAAAAACACUCCAGGCUCAUCAUCCUGGCCAUUGCCAACACCAUGGACCUGCCAGAGAGGAUCAUGAUGAACAGAGUGGCGAGCAGGCUGGGCCUCACCAGAAUGUCCUUUCAGCCCUACACCUACAAACAGUUACAGCAGAUCAUUUUAUCCAGACUGAAGGGUGUGAAGGCAUUUGAAGAGGAUGCAGUUCAGCUGGUUUCCAGAAAGGUGGCAGCCCUGUCCGGGGACGCACGGCGGUGCCUGGACAUCUGCAGGAGGGCCACGGAGAUCUGCGAGCUCGCCAGGCACAAGAGAGCCCCGGAGAUUGUCAGGAUGGCCCAUGUCACUGAAGCCAUAGAUGAAAUGUUCUCCUCACCCUAUGUCAAUGCAAUCAGGAAUGCUUCCUUGCAUGAACAAAUCUUCUUGAAAGCAAUUUUGGCAGAGUUUCGCAGGGCAGGAGUUGAGGAGGCAACAGUUCAACAGAUCUACCAGCACCACGUGGCCCUGUGCAGGAUGGAGGGCCUGCAGAGCCCCACGGUGUCAGAGAUCCUGGCGAUCUGCUCCAGACUCGGUGCCUGCAGGCUCUUGCUGGUGGAGGCCAGCACUAAAUACCUGCACACUCGAGUGCGACUGAACCUCGGCCAGGACGAUGUCAUGUAUGCGCUCAGGGAGGAAUAAAGCAAAAGAGGUUUUAUUGCUUUUAGUGUGUAUAAAUAUUUUAAAUACCGUCUAUUUUUAUUUUUUUUUAAUUAUUGAUAAAAUGGAAAUAGUGAAAUGUAUUUUUAAAAACGUUUUGCUUAUUUGAUGUAUGAACGCACUCGU